AAAGAGGAGGAAAUUAUCCCGAAUUGUUACAGGAAACAACUACAUCAUGCAAAAACCCUGCAAAGAAAAUCAAGGGAAACUCAAGUGCAGCAUGCCAAAGAGAGAAGAAAAACGCCCCUAUGGAGAAUUUGAACGCCAGCAAACUGAAGGGAAUUUUAGGCAAAGGCUGCUUCAGUCUCUCGAGGAAUUUAAAGAGGACAUAGAUUAUAGGCAUUUUAAUAAUGAAGAAAUGGCAAGAGAGGGAGAUGAGAUGGAAAGCUGCUUGAAGGAGAUAAGGGGUCUGAGAAAGAAGUUUAGGGCUCUGCAUUCUAACCGUAGGCAUUCCCGGGACCGUCCUUAUCACAUUUGAUGCAUUUCUCCCCUGAAUUCAACUAUUUUCUGUUAUUAAUAUCGCCACCACUGGGUUCUUUUGGUCUGCAUUUUCUUACUAAAUAUUUAUUAUCAUUUUACUCCAAUUCAAUGUUCCUUUAAUUUACAUAUGACUUAUUACCAACAUCUCAUCUUUUGACCCAAUCUCAUUCAAUAGAAUGUUUCAUUCAUUUGCAUGAGGAGAUGCUCAUUGAAUAUUGUAAAGUAAAAACAAUACUUUGCAAAACAUUAUACAAUACAUAUAUAAUGAACAUUUAUAUAUGAUAUAAUGCAAAAAAAGUCUGAAUUAUUAUACACCAAAACAUUAACAGUGACUCUCUGUGUGAUCUGUACCUAUUUAUUUUUUUACCUAUCUGGAUCUUCUCAUUUUCCAAAAAAAACAAAACAAAACAAAGUACAUA
This is a messenger RNA of Miniopterus natalensis, 770 nucleotides long. RefSeq names its product transcription elongation factor A like 7 (gene TCEAL7). Lineage: Eukaryota; Metazoa; Chordata; Mammalia; Chiroptera; Miniopteridae. The record is from RefSeq and is a predicted model, not a curated record.